Molecule: messenger RNA, 5577 nt
Organism: Eubalaena glacialis (North Atlantic right whale)
Lineage: Eukaryota; Metazoa; Chordata; Mammalia; Artiodactyla; Balaenidae
Gene: TIMP4
Product: TIMP metallopeptidase inhibitor 4
Exons: 5
Coding region: 178-852 (224 amino acids)
Biological process (GO): negative regulation of membrane protein ectodomain proteolysis; negative regulation of endopeptidase activity
Cellular component (GO): extracellular matrix
Molecular function (GO): protease binding; metalloendopeptidase inhibitor activity
Source: RefSeq, a predicted model, not a curated record
GGUCCCGCAGCCGCGGGUGGCCUACAGCCAAAGGAGGGCGGAGCCCAUCGGGGCGGGACUGGCCCUAGGUCCACCUCAUAAAGCCAGGGGCGAGGGGCGCGACGAGUUCUGGACAAGCCCUGGAAGGGCUGCUUGGUUCGACAGUCCCCAGAGGCUGAGUCAGGGCGCUGCCGUGACAUGCCGCGGAGCCCCCGGACCGCGCCGAGCUGGGCGCUGCUGCUGCGGUUGCUGGCGCUGCUUCGGCCGCCGGGGCUGGGCGAGGCGUGCAGCUGCGCCCCCGCGCACCCCCAGCAGCACGUCUGCCACUCGGCGCUAGCGAUCCGGGCCAAAAUCUCCAGUGAGAAGGUAGUUCCUGCCAGUGCAAACCCUGCUGACACUCAAAAAAUGAUCCGGUAUGAAAUCAAACAGAUAAAGAUAUUCAAAGGGUUUGAGAAAGUCAACAAUAUUCAGUAUAUCUAUACACCUUUUGAUUCCUCCCUCUGUGGGGUGAAACUAGAAGCUAACAGCCAGAAGCAGUAUCUACUGACUGGUCAGAUCCUCAGUGAUGGGAAAGUCUUCAUCCAUCUGUGCAACUACAUCGAGCCCUGGGAGAACCUGUCCUUUUUGCAGAGAGAAAGUCUGAAUCACCACUACCAUCUGAACUGUGGCUGCCAAAUCACCACCUGCUAUACGGUGCCCUGUACCAUCUCGGCUCCCAACGAGUGCCUCUGGACAGACUGGCUAUUGGAACGGAAGCUCUAUGGGCACCAGGCCCGGCAUUAUGUCUGCGUGAAGCAUGUUGAUGGCACCUGCAGCUGGUACCAGGGACGCCUGCCCCUCAGGAAGGAGUUUGUUGAUAUCAUCCAGCCCUAGGAGGGACCACCACAUACCUUCAAGAAUCCUGAAAACCAAGUCAUUUUCCUUCCCUCAGAGCUCUGGCUGUCACCACCUGCCUCAUCGCUGCCAGACAAUGGGAAAUAACAAGUGGAUGGUCUGGCCAGCAUUAGGGCAGGGAUGGGGCAUAUUACAGCUUGUGUCCAAGACCCCAGUCCAGAACCUGUCAAGGGCUAGGGAAAGUAGCAUGACUUUUCUCUCCUGUCCUCAACCCUUCAUCCCUGACUCCCAAACCCUUUUAGCUGAGCUGGUAUUUGUUAUUGAUUCUGGCUUAGUUUCUUUUCCAAAGCUAGGACUAUUCCUUUUUCUCCCCAGAUAAAUGUGCUUUCUUUUUGUCUUAACUGAUCUGACAGGGGAGAGAUGGUGACUAUUAUACAUAUGAGAUGGUGUGGUGGCCUUGUGAUGUACAAGAACAGAAGGUGGGUUGACAGUAUCAUAAACAGGCUGAUUUGGAGAAAUGAAAAGAACAACAUCCUUUGGCUGUGUAUCCUCUACUCCUCCUGUCUCAACUCAUUCUGAUCCUCUGAUACACUCUCAUCUGUUUGGGGGAGUGACUUGGGGGGCACGGAAUCAUCCAGUGUGAAGCCUACAGUGGCCUAACCUCCCUCCAUGUGCUGUAAUCCCCUCUUAUCUUGCUAAUUGGGCCAGAGGGCCUGGCCCAAUUAGCAAGAUAAGAACAGACUUGGGUAUUGUCUCUCUAGGUUAACUAUACUUAAUGCCCUCAACUGACGUCCAAAAGGCUUCUCCUCUGUCUCUUUUAGCAAGUCCUUCUCUACUAGAUUACUAAUGUUUUCAUUCCUACUUCAAAACUUUUUUUUAAGCUAAAAAAAGCCUUUCUCUUAUAGAGUUGAAAUUCCCACUUAGCUUUUGACACCUCAGAGAGAUCUUAGGGGUCCUCUCUUGAAGGCAAAUAUCAGGAUAGAGGACGGGAGAAAAGUAACACAAGGGCCCUUGGAGCAAAAGGAUGGUAGAUGAGGAAUACACUUUGCACAUGUUGCAGUUUUUUUCAGUGGUCAGCCUGCUAGAUGCUACAGCAGGAAAAAGCCAGCUUUGAGAGCCCCUUCAGUCUUCAGCUCAGUCCCCUCUUGGACUCCCUGAAAUUGCCAAGCACGGACCCCUAGGGUUCCUCAGCCUCUAGAAGGCUUCCUGAGUUGUCCUAAAAGGGAAAGCCCUGAUGAGGGUCUCAAGGAUUUAUUAAACACAAGGGCUUAAGGUUCCAGGGCCUCUCCUGGGGAAGCUCUGACAAAAAUGAAGAAGGCAGUUCUUUUCGAGGCCCAGGGCUGUUAUUCAUCUUCCGUGCGUAUGCCAGGACCAGCCUCCUCAUUCACAGAAAUGGUGCAAAUGGAGAUUCCUUCUGGAGGUCUCUGUCCCAGAGUACCAGACUUGGAAAGCUAUGGCAGAGAGAGUCUCCACUGGUGGGUUAAGGAGGACCACCAACUGACCAUGCAGGCCUGGGGCAGAGUACGUGGGGCCAGAGAAGAAGAAGGGGGUUAAGCCCCAGGUCACCAUGAGGGAAAAACAUUAGUAACAGCCUCUGUACCAACCAUCCAUCCCAUUUUUCUGCUCCUUCUGCCACCCUAGGAUGGCCUCAGAGAAGGCACAGUGCAACCCUAGUCUUACUGAAACUUGGAGGAAGCCAAGGGAAUGGAAGGGUCUGAUGAAUAAUAACAGGAACAACACCUUACAUCUGAAGAGCACUUCACACUCUUCACAGACUAUUACGUAAAGAAUCUCACUUAAAUUAUGCAAGUACCAUAUUAAAUGCCCUGGCCAGGAAUAAUUAUGCCCACUUGCCUUUCGCAUUGGGAGACUGACAUGCAGUGAGGGAAUGCAACCGUCCCUGACUUGUGGUGGGGCUGGGCUAGGACCCCAAGCAGCUGGAUCUUCUGAUUGUUGAUCCAUGGGUUUGUUGCUCGAUAAAAUGCCCUUGUUUCUGUUCUUUCCUAUGCUGUCUCCAGGUUUUGGAGACAAGGGGCUGUCAGCUAAAACCCAGCCACCCUGGCUUCACAAAGCAGGUCUGCAGUUCAACCUCAACAGAGUCUCUGGGGUUGGGAGGCUAAGGCCCUCUUCAGAGCCCCAUAGUCACCAUGUGGCUAAGCUCAGAGUGCGAACAGCAGAAAGACUGAAGCCCGCACUCAGUCACCUACCAUUUCUUUGUGGUUGGGGUAGUAUGUCUGCUCAAUGAGUGGGAACUUUUCUCCUCCCAGUGUCUUGUAGACGGCCACCAGCUGGGCAAACUGCAAAAGAGAAGCAAAGGUUUCGGUUUACCUAAACAGCUCUGGAACAGACAGACAAAAUGUCAAUCCAACAAAUAUUUGUCUGUCAAUCAAACAUUUAUUGAGUAUUUGCUCACUGAGGGCUUUGUGCAAAGCGCUCUGAGGAUAUAAAAGAGGUGUCCCAUUCCUAUUCUCCAGGAACGUAUGCUUUAGUUGGGGAAGGGAGAGAGUGAGCUAACAUUCAUUCAGUGCCUACUCAAUUUUAAUGAUAUUUCAUUUAAUCCUCAUAUCAAAUUGAUGAACUAGGUUCUUUAUCAUCUUCAUUUUACAUAUGAAGCUCAGGGAGGGUAGGAAACUUGCCUAAAGUCACAGAGCUGCAAAGAGCUUGUAAAGCUGGGAUUGAAAUUUGGGUCUCUAACUCUAAACACCUUCGUCUCUAGAGAUCGCAAGUGAUGAAGCUGGAUAGCUAACAUGGGGCCCAGUCUCGGAAGUUCAAAUGCCAAGCAAAGGAAUGGUAGCUUUUUCCUGUAGGGAGAAUGGAGUCAUGGAAUGCAGGAGAGACAGACCCAGUCUUCUAGGACUUACUACUCAUCUACGAACUGAACUCACUGGACCUUCACCUAUGAGAAGCCAGAACAGCUCCAUGGGGAAGAGAUGAAGUACAGAUACUUAAGUGUCAGGGUUUGCCUUUGGCAAACAUGUAGCACCCCUUGGUGCCCCCGACCCCCCACACUUUAUAAGUGAAGAAACUGAGGCCCAGAGAGGUCACUUGCCCAAGGUCACACAGUAGUUGAGCCAGAUUCAUAGCCAGGCUCCUUUAUUCCUAACCCAUAACUCUCCCUACUCCUUGACAUAGCAGCCUUUCAGGCUCUAAAGAGAUAAUGCUCUUCCCACAGGAAGCUUUCCAGUUCCGCCCACUCACACACAAGCUCCCCACAUCCACCCCAGUGUGCUGACAGCAGGGGUAAUCCAGCUUCUUCUCUCUAGUGCUACUGGGUUCACGCUCUAAGCCACUGAUAUCUGGAACUGCUAGUAGGAAAAGUUGCCAGAUCAAAUCUACCUUCUAUUUAUUAGAGAAAGGAAAGCUAGAACAUUUUUCAAAAGCUCGGGUCCUGUUUUUGAUCAGGGAUGUUAGCGCAUGAGUCAGUGCGGGGAGACGAUAAAAGCCGGAACUGGGUUGUUAGACAACUACAGUCUUCUGAUUCUUCUUGUUCUGCUCGAACUUGCUAGGUGUCCUUAGGCAAGUGAUUUCUCCUCUCCAGGCCUCCUUUUCUUCAUAUAUAAAAAGAGAGAACUGAAUUUGAUCAGUUCCUCAAACUUUUUACCACAAAAGAACAUCUUUUUAUUACAUUUCCUCCCAAACUCCACGAUCAAACUGUUGUUUAAGUGAUCAUCUGCUGUGGUCCUUUUGUGAGUAGAGAUAGAAUCUGUUAUUCUUGAAAUGCUGAAAAACAUUGGAAUUUCUGGGUCACUUCCCUUAGUGACACGCAGUUGGUGACUCUAGAUCUCUAAGGCCUCCUCCAGGGCUGCAAGUAUGAUUGAUGGACUCUCAAGGCCCAAAGAUUUUAUUAUUGUCAGAGACUUGAGAGAGUCUCUAGGCCAGACAUCUCAUUUUACAAAUGAGGAGACUGAGGCUACAGAAGCAAAGGAAAGCGCAGGCUCCCACAUCAUGCCUGGACUUGGGGCUGCACUGGGACAGCGCCCAGAUCUCCUCCUGCCCAGUGCAUUCUCCACUGUACCCUGCUGUCCUCGCCAUUCUCUGGUUCUUCAACCUUCUCUGACUGUCAAGACCAUCCCUCAGGCCUUUCCUGCCUUCUCUGAUUCUCUCCACCACCUCAUCUGACCUUUAAGUCCUGCCUGCCCACCUUGGCCUGGCUGGACUCCUGCUCUGUGUCUGGAUACCUGCCUGAGCUCCCAAGGCUCUCCAGCCUCCCCGGAGAGCUGAUACCAGCCCUGCCUCACAACCUCUGUCCUGCUGCAGCCCACGCCCUGGCAUGGCACCAAGGCAUGUGGGGCCCUAUCUUCCCAGCACGUGGGAUUGUUAAACAGACACCACACCGAUGCCAAGAAGGCCCACGGCAGGUUCUCAGAGUCCCAGCACAGCCAAGACUAAAAUGGCAGCCAGUUCCCGGGCACUAGCUGGGUCUCUGGGAGCUCAUGCUACCCUCCUCCACCUCCUGCAGUCCCUUCUGCUCAAAGUACUGGGCUUGGCAUCUAACCCCUGCCUCCUUGGAAACUUAGACUCAGUCACAAGCACACAGUCACCAAGUAAACAAAAGGAAUAUCUGAUAAGGGUUAUUUCCACUAUGCCUAGACAAAAGAAUGGAUUUGGGAGCUGGGGGUGGUAUUGGCAAUGAAUAGGAAGAUAAUGUUCAAUAUAACCACUUAUCCAGUGUAUCAGGAAAGACUUCUUGGAUGAAAUGGGAUUUCAAGAUCAGUCUGAAUUUAAUAUGUUAUCCUUAUCCCUCCCGGAAAUAAAAUGCUUUCA